AUGAUCUGGAUUUUUAUUUUUGGUCUCCUGUAUUUUCCCAAUUUUGUGUGUGCCUUUACUAACCAUGAAUGCUAUGGAAAAAUCAAGGAAGAUUUUCACCGUGAAGAAGAUGUGAAGCUUGGUGCUUUUUUCCCUCUUCAUAUUGUUUAUACAACCAAAACCAGUCUAAAGGAUACCCAUUUCCAUGAUGCUACCCUACAGUAUAAGUUUAAGAACUACCAGUUUGUACUGUCCCUGGUAUUUGCCAUUGAGGAAAUCAACCGAAACCCUAAUCUUCUACCCAACACAACUCUUGGCUUUGAUCUCUAUAAUGUUGCACCUUAUGAAACAAAUAUCCUUUUAGUUCCUUUUGUUUGGCUCACAAUGUUGAGACAACCACUAGCUAAUUACAACUGUGGACUGAGGAGAAUGUCACCUGCUGCACUUACAGGAACAUCAUGGAAAAUAUCUUCCCAACUUGGGAAACUGCUACAACUUUACAAAAUACCUCAGCUCACAUUUGGGCCUUUUGAUUCUACCUUAAAUGACCGAGGUCAGUUUAAUUCUUUCUAUCAGAUGGCCCCUAAGGACACAUAUCUGUCAACUGCCAUAGUUUCUUUGAUGCUUCAUUUCAGCUGGUCCUGGGUUGGUCUGAUCCUCCCAGAUGACCACAGAGGGAUCCAGAUUCUGUCAGACUUGCAAGAAGAUAUGGAGAGUAACAACAUCUGCUUAGGCUUUUUGGAAAUGAUCCCUAGUACCUGGAAUGCAUAUUCCAGUGCAUUAUGGAAAGAUCUGAUAAAGACUCAAGAAUCAUCAACUAAUGUGGUAGUUAAUUAUGGGGACUUUGUUUCUUUGCAAGGUUUAAUGAGACUUAUUGGGGAAUUGUUAGUGACAUGGAAAGUCUGGAUCCUAAACUCUCAAUGGGAUGUUAGUUACAAUUUUGAUUAUUUCAUGUUAGAGUCAUUCCAUGGGAGCCUCAUUUUUUCACACCACCAUGAAGAGAUGGUUGACUUUACAAAUUUUGUUCAAACAGUUAAUCCCUACAAAUACUCAGAAGACACUUAUCUUCCUAAGUUUUGGUUUCUGUUUUUCAAGUGCUCAUUUUCUGAGUCUGAUUGUCAACUUUUGGAAAACUGCCAACCCAAUGCUUCUUUGGACUUACUGCCCAGACACCUUUUUGACCCUGUCAUAAGUGAAGAGAGCUGCAAUAUAUACAAUGCUGUCUAUGCUGUGGCCUUCAGUCUCCAUGAGAUGAAUCUUCAGCAAAUAGAGACACAACCAUAUACUAAUGAAGAAGAAAAGGAAUUCUUCCCCUGGCAGCUCCUACCUUUCCUAAAGAACACCCUACUGAAAAAUCCUGUGAGAGGUCGCAUGGUAAUUGAUGGGAGAAAACACUUAGAUUCAGACUAUGACAUUCUCAAUUUUUGGAAUUUUCCAAAGGGUCUUGGAUUAAAGGUGAAAAUAGGAACCUUUUCUUCAGAUGCUCCCCUUGGUCAACAGUUGUCUUUAUCUGAGCAGAUUAUUCAGUGGCCUGCAACAUUUACAAAGAUUCCUCAAUCUGUGUGCAGUGAGAGCUGUAGGCCUGGAUUCAGGAAGUCUGCCAGGGAAGGCAAGGCUGUCUGCUGCUUUGAUUGCACUCCUUGUGCAGACAAUGAGAUUUCCAAUGAGACAGAUAUGGACCAAUGUGUGAUGUGUCCAGAAAGUCACUAUGCAAACUCAGAGAAGAACCACUGCCUCCAGAAAUCUGUGAGCUUUUUAUCCUAUGAAGAUCCUUUGGGGAUGGCUCUCACCACCACAUCACUGUGCUUCUCUGCAAUCACAGUUGUGAUUCUUGUAGUCUUUUUGAAGCAUAGAGACACACCCAUUGUCAAGGCCAAUAAUAGAGCUCUCAGCUACACCCUGCUAUUGGCAUUCAGCAUCUGUUUCCUCAGUUCCUUGCUCUUCAUUGGCCAGCCCAACACAGUCACCUGCAUCAUGCAGCAGAAAGCAUUUGGAAUCUUGUUCACUGUGGCUCUCUCCACAGUAUUGGCCAAAGCUAUCACAGUGUUUAUUGCUUUCAAGGUCACUGUUUCAGCUAGAUUGGUGAGGUGGUUAAUGGUAUCAAGGGCCCCUAACUUCAUCAUUCCCAUCUGCACACUGAUCCAAUUUGUUCUCUGUGGAAUAUGGCUGGUUAUCUCUCCACCCUUCAUUGAUCAUGAUGCUCAUGCUGAACAUGGCCACAUCACCAUUGUGUGCAACAAAGGAUCAGUAGUAGCCUUCCACUGUGUCCUGGGAUACAUCUGCACCUUGGCACUUGGGAGCUACACCAUGGCCUUCUUGUCCAGAAAUUUGCCUGACACAUUCAAUGAAGCCAAGUUCCUGUCAUUCAGCAUGCAGGUGUUCUUCUGUGUGUGGGUCACCUUCCUCCCUGUCUACCACAGCACAAAGGGGAAGGUCAUGGUGGCUAUGGAAGCCUUCUCUGUCUUGGCUUCCAGUGAAGCUCUCCUUGGUUUGAUCUUUGUCCCCAAGUGCUACAUCAUUUUGUUAAGACCAGAUAAGAACUCCUGUCUUGACAUCAGGCACAAAACCCAUUCAAGAAAGAAGUCAUUUAAAAUUUAGUUAAAAUUACAAUUAACCUAUGUUAAUAAAUUAAAUACAAUGACAAAACCAGUACCACACCAUUCUAAAUCUCUUAUUCAGGUAGAAUAUGAUGAGAGUAUGAUGGUUCCUCAUUUAUUUGUACUAAAGUCUCUCUGAACUGAAACCAUUAUUUUUAACCUAUGUUUAAAAUUCAUGUAUUACUAUUUGUAAUAAAAUUUCUGUUUCCUUUAUUGGUCUGAACCCCAAAAGUAUAACAGUGUGGAAUAAACUCAUGGAUAUCUGUGUGCCUUUGCCUACAAAAUGCUGGUGUUGAAGAUGUGUCUCCAUGUUGCCAGCCAUGUGGUAUUUAUUUGAUUCUAAUCUGAGAGCUGGAUUCUGAGGAGAUGAAGGAGAGGGCUGC
Molecule: messenger RNA, 2959 nt
Organism: Meriones unguiculatus (Mongolian gerbil)
Lineage: Eukaryota; Metazoa; Chordata; Mammalia; Rodentia; Muridae
Product: vomeronasal type-2 receptor 116-like
Exons: 6
Coding region: 1-2577 (858 amino acids)
Biological process (GO): G protein-coupled receptor signaling pathway
Cellular component (GO): membrane
Molecular function (GO): G protein-coupled receptor activity
Source: RefSeq, a predicted model, not a curated record